CAGAGAGACACUUUUGGAUUAAAUGCUGAAAACAAAGAACUGAAGCUUCGGUUGCAAGCUUUGGAACAACAGGCACAUCUUAGAGAUGCUCUAAAUGAAACGUUGAGGGAAGAACUGCAGCGCCUUAAGAUUGAAGCAGGUCAAAUCCCAGCUGCAAAUGGAAAUAGAGGAACGCGUCCUCAUUUACCUCCCCAUCCACAGUCCUUUGCUCAAUGUGGUAAUCACCAUGCACAACAGCAGCAGAUUCCGCGUCCGACCACAAGUAACCAAACUGUCCCUGGGCAAUCUCCAAAUAGCUUCUUCAACUUCAACAGGGCUUGA
Capsicum annuum is the source of this 321-nucleotide messenger RNA. RefSeq names its product transcription factor VIP1-like. The record is from RefSeq and is marked validated. Gene Ontology annotation, cellular component: nucleus. NCBI's taxonomy places the organism in Eukaryota, Viridiplantae, Streptophyta, Magnoliopsida, Solanales, Solanaceae. Gene Ontology annotation, molecular function: DNA-binding transcription factor activity. Gene Ontology annotation, biological process: regulation of DNA-templated transcription.